This is a messenger RNA of Andrographis paniculata, 1823 nucleotides long. RefSeq names its product probable inactive leucine-rich repeat receptor kinase XIAO. The coding region runs from base 94 to 1245 and encodes 383 amino acids. The transcript has a single exon. Lineage: Eukaryota; Viridiplantae; Streptophyta; Magnoliopsida; Lamiales; Acanthaceae. Gene Ontology annotation, molecular function: protein binding. The record is from RefSeq and is a predicted model, not a curated record.
AUACAAGAAGUAUAAAAUUAAAAUCCAACCCAAAUUUCACCAUAAAAAUCCCAUCUUUCGACUGCCCUAACAAACAUUUGUGCAAUUUUCACAAUGUCCAAUCCCAAAUUGACCUCUCUCGUCUUCUUCCUUUUCGUCAUCUCCUUUCCGACGAUUGAAUCAACCACUUUUCCGGCGGACACCGCCGCCCUGGCGGCAUUCAAAUCGGCCGUCAAACCUUCAUCCAUACCCCCCUCCUCCUGCCUCGCCUCCUGGAAUUUCUCCGCCGCCGAUCCCUGCGGCGUCCCGAGGAUCUCCCACUUCACCUGUGGAGUCACCUGCUCUGGCAACCGUGUCGUCCAGAUAACCCUAGACUCGCAGGGCUACGUCGGAACCCUAACUCCGGCCAUCUCUAAGCUCUCCCAGCUGAUCGCGCUUGAUCUCGGCGACAACAGCUUUUACGGUGCGAUACCUUCCUCGAUUUCGUCGAUUACCAAUUUGGAAACGCUGAUCCUCCGCGUUAACUCGUUCUCCGGCCCCGUUCCGGCGGCAAUCGCUAAACUUUCCGCUCUGGAAACCCUCGACCUAUCUCGGAACCAGCUUUCCGGCCACUUGCCGGACCUUAGCUCCCUCGCCGGACUGACGAGGCUCGACGCGAGUUACAACAGACUCACCGGACCACUCCCCAGUCUCCCCCCAAAUCUCCACGAAUUAGCCCUCAAGGCCAAUUCCCUCUCCGGCAGUCUAACAAAAUCCUCCUUCGCCGGAAAAAAUCGGUUGGUGGUGAUCGAACUCAGCGAGAAUUCCUUCACUGGAGCGCUGGAAUCGUGGUUCUUCCUUCUGCCGGCGAUACAGCAAGUCGACCUAGCGAACAACGCCUUCGCCGGCAUCGCCGUCUCGAAGCCUCCGGCGAACUUCAACAGCCAACUGGUGGCCGUCAAUUUGAGCUACAACAACAUGGAAGGGCUCCUCCCGGCGACGUUCGCGGACUUUCCGGCGCUCCGAUCGCUGGCGGUAAGCCACAACAAGUUCCGAGGUCCAAUCCCGUGGCAAUACAGCAAGAAGGGAUCGCCGCUCCGGCGAUUGUACCUGGACGGAAAUUACCUUAACGGUCAUCCACCGGCCGGAUUACUCGCCGCCGCGGAGGAGAUUUCCGGUAGCCUGGGAGACAAUUGCCUGCAAAACUGCCCGGUUUCUUCGGGCCUCUGCUCCACGCCGCAGAAACCCAAUUCGAUUUGCCAACAAGCCUACCGCGGGAAACCCUAAAUCUCGAUUUGUCCUAAAAACCUCCAGCUAUUUAUUUGCGCGGUCCCGGGACCACGGUCCCGCCUGCAUUUUCACCGUUGCUUUGUGGACCCACUCCUCCUCACCGACGCUAUCAACGGUGGAUGUUAACCGGCGCUGAUGUCACGGGACUCCCGAGUAUCGCUAUUCAUUCCAGAGUAGGAACAGGAUAGGUACUAAACAGAUAUUCGUAUGUAGUUAUAAUAAUAAAAUAUAUAUAUUUUUUAAUAUCAAUUCAUGUAUUUAAUUUUUCAUAUCUCUGCACAAGUACAUAAUAACAUAAAUAAAUACUACUCGUAAAUUGUCACAAGAUGGACCAUUCUGAAUAGUUUAAACUUAAUUAUAUAUUACUAUAAUCUAAAUUAAAUUAAACUAAAGCAUAGCAUAAUUUUGGAUGUGAUACUGAUGGAGAAAUAAUCAUGGAAAUGAAUGUUAAUGAUGCUUUUUUUUUUUUUUUAAGGUAAUAGAGUUGACCUUUGUCGGUUUCCUGUUGGCAUCCGAUGUUGUAAUAAUAACUCUUCUUUUUAAGAAAAUUUUUGUGCGAUUACUUGUGGUUUUUA